Messenger RNA from Lotus japonicus, 489 nucleotides. RefSeq names its product polyadenylate-binding protein RBP47-like. Lineage: Eukaryota; Viridiplantae; Streptophyta; Magnoliopsida; Fabales; Fabaceae. Gene Ontology annotation, cellular component: ribonucleoprotein complex. Bases 1 to 489 code for a protein of 162 amino acids. The transcript has a single exon. The record is from RefSeq and is a predicted model, not a curated record. Gene Ontology annotation, molecular function: RNA binding.
AUGUGCUCUCCCUUCUCUCUAGAAGCUUCAGGCGCAUCUCAGGAAGCAUCUGGUGCUUCUCAGGGAGCAAAUUUGCAGGCGACGAGCAGGGGAAAGGAGUCAUGGAGGAUCGAUCUGAGGGCAGAGACUUCAAAGGCGAAUUUAACAAGACCUGUAGCUGGGACGCAGGAGAAGACUGUGAGGAAGAGGACCAAAGUGAAAAUCCACGAGAAGAAACAGAGUUUGCCUCUGAAACGGGUUGUGCUACCGGAAGAAGAUUUACAACGCACUCUGUUUGUCGAUGGCCUUGAUGAUAAUAUGACAUAUAAUAUUAUCAAGGAGACCUUCUCCAAGAUAGGCAGAACUGCCGGAGUCUUUGUGCAGAGAGGGAAGAAGAUGCACAGGCGCAGCAAGUUUGGGUUCGUGAGGUUUAUGACAAAAGCUGAUGCUCAAAAGGCCAUUCAGUCCCUAAACGGAACAAUGCCAAAAAAUGCAAGUCUCUCUUGCUAA